Molecule: messenger RNA, 1092 nt
Organism: Cladophialophora carrionii CBS 160.54
Lineage: Eukaryota; Fungi; Ascomycota; Eurotiomycetes; Chaetothyriales; Herpotrichiellaceae
Exons: 8
Coding region: 1-1092 (363 amino acids)
Source: RefSeq, a predicted model, not a curated record
AUGUCUACAUUCGCCCACGACUCCGACUAUGCUCCCCAGGGCGGGCUGAGUCCUGAGACAAAGCAAGCGAGCCAAAGCAACGGCGUCGAGCCGGCGAACUUGCAGCAGACCUUGGUCGAUAACGCUUCUGCCGCCGCCCAGACGAUCCAGCAGCAUCCAAUCACACAGAAUCUCGUGAAUGGUCCUGUCGCUCAAUCAGCAAGAAACGAGGCCGCCGCGACAAAGUCCGAGUUCAGCAAUUUGGCCGGCUCGCGUUCAAAACCUGAUUACACCGCCAGCAAUGCAAGCCUCCCUGCCCUCCCAAUGACCGAGGACACCGAACUCACUCACUAUCAUUCAUUCUUCUAUACGCUUCUCAGUUGGAAGAACAAACGAGCCACUGGCAUCACCUUUGCUUCCGCGAUUGCCUUCAUCUUCGCUGUCCGAUACCUCCCCAUCAUCCGAUAUGUGAUCAAGCUUACCUGGAUGAGCCUUGGUGUUGUCACCAUUGCCGAAGCCUCGAGCAAAGCUCUCAUGGGCUCUAGUGUGGCCAGCUCGCUCCGACCUCGAAGAUACUACAAAAUUCCAAAGGAAACUCUCGAAGCCUCCCUUGACGAUCUCGAGAACCUCAUCAAUUUCUUCGUCAUCGAGAUCCAGCGCAUUGUGUUUGCCGAGAAUAUACCAGUGACCGCGGUUGCUUUCCUGACUGCAUUCAUAACCUACUACCUCAUCAAGGUCGUCCCCUUCUGGGGCAUGGCCUUGAUCUCCACCUCCGUUAUUUUCCUUGCCCCUUUGAUCUAUCUCGAGAACAAGGAGUUUAUCGACGCCCAAUUGGAGCAUGCCAGCCACGUUAUCGGUCAACAAACCACCCAGAUCAAAGAUCUUACUGCCCAGCACACAAGCAAGGGGCUUGAGUCUGUGAAGCAAUACACAGGAACCGCGGCGGCAAAGGCUCAAGAUUUGGUUGGAACCGCCCGCCAGAAGAUCCCGUCUCCUACCACUGGCAAAGCUCCGAUCAAGGAGAAUGACUUCCCGUCUGCGCCGCAGACCGAUCUUCCCGACACCAAUGCCGACGUUCUUCAGCGCGAGACCGAACCCGUCCCUGCCUCUUAA